This is a messenger RNA of Gigantopelta aegis, 2370 nucleotides long. RefSeq lists its product as uncharacterized. Gene Ontology annotation, molecular function: pyridoxal phosphate binding; molybdenum ion binding; catalytic activity. The record is from RefSeq and is a predicted model, not a curated record. Lineage: Eukaryota; Metazoa; Mollusca; Gastropoda; Neomphalida; Peltospiridae. The coding region runs from base 29 to 2017 and encodes 662 amino acids. The transcript is spliced from 13 exons.
UCUCUCGUACACACUUCUUUCUACAACCAUGGGUCUGCCAGAUGACAUUUCGUCAAGCCCAGCUGCUAUUAUCGGAACUCUAGCUGCGGGUGUCCUCAUAAAGUAUGGGGUGGGGUCGUACAUGCACUGGUGUAGAAAACACUGCUACCAGAAGGUUGGCACCGUAGCUGAACUGUACAUCUACCCCGUGAAAAGCUUUCGCGGAAUUCGCGUACGUCGGGCAGACUGUACCAAGGUGGGACUGCAGUACCACGGCGUCUUUGACAGACACUGGACAGUGAGUACACGGAAUGGCGUGUAUCUCACUCAGCGACAAGAGCCCAAGAUGGCGCUCAUUGAAACAAGUCUUCAGGAAAACACUAUGUUGUUGGACGCGCCAGGAAUGAAAACCAUCAGAAUCCCCAUUGAUCCUCCCCUCGACAAGUCCAAGAUGAGCAAAGUUACUGUUAAAACGGACACGCUUGAUUCUCUGGACUGCGGGGACGACGUGGCCGAGUGGUUGUGCAGAUACUUCAAUCGUGACGGCUUACGACUGCACUUUUCACCGAGAGACAUGGAAAAACGAGACGCGUCGAAAGCCGUCAAGACGUGGAACCACCCGGCACUGCCUGGCGACUUGACCGCGUUUUCUGAUUAUUGCGCCUAUAUGGUGUUGUCUAACCCGUCCCUGGCUGCACUUAACGAACGACUGGACGACCAGGUCCCCAUUGACAACUUCCGCGCCAACAUCAUUGUAGAUGGAUGUGAAGCAUUUGCAGAGGACUCGUGGAAGAGUAUCCGUAUUGGAGAGGCCCAGCUCCGCCCAUUGGACGCGUGCACACGCUGUGUUCUCGUCACGGUCGACCAGUUCAAGGGAGAGAAGAACAACAACGAGGAACCCCUCGCUACCCUCAAAAAAUUCCGCUUGAAGCCUCCAUAUGGAGAAAAACCAGCAUUUGGCGUGAACGCAGCAUUAGAUGCUCCCGGUUCCAUCAAAGUUGGAGAUCCUAUUUACGCGAUCUACUACACCACAGACACAACUAUGUCGUCUGUAUCGGAGUUCACGACUCCGCCUAGUGUGUUACUAGCGACACUAGCAGCCACCUCGGCAAUGAAAUUCGCGUUCAGUGCUGUGAUAAGAUGGCGGUAUUCUCAAGACUUCGAGCAGGUGGGUCGAGUGACAGCUCUCAACAUCUUUCCAGCCAAGUCGUGUUCCGGAUACUCCGUGCAAUCGGCCGAGUGCACCCUGCUGGGCUUGAGGCACUGUGAUGUCACGGACAGACAUUUUCUUGUAGUUAAGUCAAAUGGAGAUUUUCUUCACCAGCGAAUCAAGCCGCAAAUGGCGCUAAUUAAAUUCACACCAGAGCCCGAUGAUGACGUCAUCACAAUCCGGGCUCCCGGGAUGGAGACGAUUACAGUUCCCAAGGAUCAACCAGUCGAUAGGUCAAAGGUCAUAAUGUGCAGAGUGUUUGACUCGAAGCUGGAAGGGCAGGACUGCGGUGACGAGGCGGGGAGGUGGUUCAGUCGGUUCCUGAAUACCGCCGGGGUUCGACUCAUGUAUGCGGCGUCGGGUCUCACCAAGAAAGACCUACCAUCAGUCCAUGUCGCCUGGGGGAAUCCGUGUGUUGCUGGAGACCAGGCGGCGUUCAGUGACUUCGGGAGCUAUCUAAUCCUGUCAGAAGAUUCCGUGGCUGCCCUGAACGAGAGACUGGAGAGACAGGUAACCAUGAGCAACUUCAGACCCAGCAUCGUCGUGAAGACAGAUGGACCCUUUCAAGAGGACAAUUGGCAGGAGAUUAAAAUAGGAGAUACAGUCAGGAUGAGGAUGUUGGACUACUGCACCAGAUGUCUGCUGACCACGGUGGAUCCACAGACUGGAGUCAAGGCUGAUGAUGGUGAACCUCUCAAAACACUCAAGAGUUUCCGGUGCUUUAAUCCGUACGGAUCUUCUCCGUGUUUCGGUGUGAACGCUGCCGUGGACGUCUCCGGUCCUGUUCAAGUCGGCGACCCCGUAUACGCAAUCCUCAGGAGAAGUUGAUACGAAAUGAGUUCACAUCAAGAGCCCCGUGACCUGGUCAUGAUUUGGUCUAUACUCUACAACAUAUGUCUUGUAAAUGGAGAAUAUCUGUAUUUGACUGCUAUGUAACGGGACAGCUAUUAUACCAUUUUCUCAUCAUUCACAACAUAUAAAAAUAAUCUAUAUAUUUGUCCUUCCCGCAGUGGCUCACUGCCAUAACAGAAUUAUGUAUUUCCUCUUAAAGAUAAUGUACCGGCCUCGGUGGUGUCGUACUGUUAAGCCAUCGGACAUAAGACUGGUAGGUAUUGGGUUUGCAGCCCGGUACCGACUCCCACCCAGAGCGAGGUUUAACAACUCAAUGAGUGAGUGCUCAG